This is a messenger RNA of Acyrthosiphon pisum (pea aphid), 10743 nucleotides long. RefSeq lists its product as uncharacterized. Lineage: Eukaryota; Metazoa; Arthropoda; Insecta; Hemiptera; Aphididae. Bases 5 to 10687 code for a protein of 3560 amino acids. The record is from RefSeq and is a predicted model, not a curated record. The transcript is spliced from 2 exons.
UAAAAUGGUUGACACAAAUACAAAACUAUGUGAUUAUUUAGUUAAUGCAGCAGAUGAUGUUUGUGCUAAAGUAACACCAAUCAAUAAAAGAUAUGAAACAAAAUUUAAAAAUGAUCCAAACAUUAAACGUAUAAAAUAUUUAUUAGGUAAGCAAUACGAUCCUAACCAGUACAUUUUAAAAGUUUUAGACGACGCAAAUCAUAAAAAUGGAAUAGGUGGUAUGAAAAAGACUACAUAUUAUAAAAUGUUAGCAGUGGCUCAUAAUUUGAAUCAUGAAACAAAAGAAAUGGAAAAUUCUGCACUAUACGCAAUGAAUAAAAUCCACGAAGGAAAAUUAGCUGCAACUAAUUUACAAAAAAAAUAUAAUAAGGAAAGAGCCUCAAAAGCUUGUUACAUAAGAAAUAUUUUACUAGAAAAAGAGAAUGAAGAUGACAAAAAGAAUAAAGACGAAAACAAGGAAAAAGUAAAAGAAAGUAUAAAUGAUGAUACUAAUACAGAACCAUUAAAACCCGAUGUCAACUUAGAUUCAGUUGAUGCCAUACAGCCAUCAACAGUUAUUGAUGAUAAUGAACCAAUUAUAAAUAAUGUCGAAGACACAAAAACGUUAAGCGAACCAAAUCAAUUCACAGAUCAUAAUAAUCAAAAAGAGAACACUGAUAAAACAAAUAUUGAAAGUAGUAAAAAUACAAAAGGAAGUAUGGGACAGGGAACUCAAAAACCUAAUAGUAGCUCAUCUAUUCCAGAAAAGAAAGAUAACGAUAUCAAUACAAGUAAAGAAAAAUAUGGAAAUACGAAAGCAAAACGUAACAUAACCAGAAAAAUAACACAUCAUAGAAAGCAUAGAAAUCCCAAUGACCCUUACGAUGUAUCAGAAGAAUAUGACAUAAUAGAAGAAAUUGAUGAUGAAGAAGAUGAAAGCAAUGAACAUUUAGAAACUGAAAAAAUUGCUUUGGAUGAAGAAAAUGGUACUCGCGAAGAAAGUGAUAAAGGAAUAAAUACGUCAGUCAAACGACCCAAAAACAAACAUUAUAGGAAGAGAAUAGAUCCCAAAGAUGGUAAAGAAAUAACUGAAGAAUAUGAAACAUCAGACGAAGAAGAGGAUAUCAACUCAAACAAUUCAGGUGAGAAAAAAUCUAACGAAACUCCAGAAUCAGAGUUAUUGGAUAACGACAAUAAUGAACACGAUAAGGAGACCCCAGAACAUUUAGAAACUGAAAAAGUUGUUUCGGACGAAGAAGAUGAUGAAGGAAUUAACACGUCAGUCAAACGACCCAAAAAGAAACAUUAUAGGAAGAGAAUAGAUCCCAAAGAUGGUAAAGAAAUAACUGAAGAAUAUGAAACAUCAGACGAAGAAGAUGAUAUCAAUUCAAACAAGUCAGGUGAGGAAAAAUCUAACGAAGCUCCGGAAUCAGAGUUAUUGGAUAACGCCGAUAAUGAACACGAUAAGGAGACACCAGAACAUUUAGAAACUGAAAAGUUAGUUUCAGACGAAGAAAAUGCUACUCGCGAAGAAAGUGAUGAAGGAAUAAAUACGUCAGUCAAACGACCCAAAAAGAAACAUUAUAGGAAGAGAAUAGAUCCCAAAGAUGGUAAAGAAAUAACUGAAGAAUAUGAAACAUCAGACGAAGAAGAGGAUAUCAACUCAAACAAUUCAGGUGAGAAAAAAUCUAACGAAACUCCAGAAUCAGAGUUAUUGGAUAACGACAAUAAUGAACACGAUAAGGAGACCCCAGAACAUUUAGAAACUGAAAAAGUUGUUUCGGACGAAGAAGAUGAUGAAGGAAUUAACACGUUAGUCAAACGACCCAAAAAGAAACAUUAUAGGAAGAGAAUAGAUCCAAAAGAUGGUAAAGAAAUAACUGAAGAAUAUGAAACAUCAGACGAAGAAGAUGAUAUCAAUUCAAACAAGUCAGGUGAGGAAAAAUCUAACGAAGCUCCAGAAUCAGAGUUAUUGGAUAACGCCGAUAAUGAACACGAUAAGGAGACACCAGAACAUUUAGAAACUGAAAAAUUAGUUUCAGACGAAGAAAAUGCUACUCGCGAAGAAAGUGAUGAAGGAAUAAAUACGUCAGUCAAACGACCCAAAAAGAAACAUUAUAGGAAGAGAAUAGAUCCCAAAGAUGGUAAAGAAAUAACUGAUGAAUAUGAAACAUCAGACGAAGAAGAUGAUAUCAACUCAAACAAGUCAGGUGAAGAAAAAUCUAACGAAGCUCCAGAAUCAGAGUUAUUGGAUAACGCCGAUAAUGAACACGAUAAGGAAACACCAGAACAUUUAGAAACUGAAAAGUUAGUUUCAGACGAAGAAAAUGCUACUCGCGAAGAAAGUGAUGAAGGAAUAAAUACGUCAGUCAAACGACCCAAAAACAAACAUUAUAGGAAGAGAAUAGAUCCCAAAGAUGGUAAAGAAAUAACUGAAGAAUAUGAAACAUCAGACGAAGAAGAUGAUAUCAAUUCAAACAAGUCAGGUGAAGAAAAAUCUAACGAAGCUCCAGAAUCAGAGUUAUUGGAUAACGCCGAUAAUGAACACGAUACGGAGACACCAGAACAUUUAGAAACUGAAAAAGUUGUUUCGGACGAAGAAGAUGAUGAAGGAAUUAACACGUCAGUCAAACGACCCAAAAAGAAACAUUAUAGGAAGAGAAUAGAUCCCAAAGAUGGUAAAGAAAUAACUGAAGAAUAUGAAACAUCAGACGAAGAAGAUGAUAUCAAUUCAAACAAGUCAGGUGAGGAAAAAUCUAACCAAGCUCCAGAAUCAGAGUUAUUGGAUAACGCCGAUAAUGAACACGAUAAGGAGAAACCAGAACAUUUAGAAACUGAAAAGUUAGUUUCAGACGAAGAAAAUGCUUCUCGCGAAGAAAGUGAUGAAGGAAUAAAUACGUCAGUCAAACGACCCAAAAACAAACAUUAUAGGAAGAGAAUAGAUCCCAAAGAUGGUAAAGAAAUAACUGAAGAAUAUGAAACAUCAGACGAAGAAGAGUAUAUCAACUCAAACAAUUCAGGUGAGAAAAAAUCUAACGAAACUACAGAAUCAGAGUUAUUGGAUAACGACAAUAAUGAACACGAUAAGGAGACCCCAGAACAUUUAGAAACUGAAAAGUUAGUUUCAGACGAAGAAAAUGAUGAAGGAAUAAGUACGUUAGUCAAACGACCCAAAAAGAAACAUUAUAGGAAGAGCAUAGAUCCCAAAGAUGGUAAAGAAAUAACUGAAGAAUAUGAAACAUCAGACGAAGAAGAUGAUAUCAACUCAAACAAGUCAGGUGAGGAAAAAUCUAACGAAGCUCCAGAAUCAGAGUUAUUGGAUAACGCCGAUAAUGAACACGAUAAGGAGACACCAGAACAUUUAGAAACUGAAAAGUUAGUUUCAGACGAAGAAAAUGCUACUCGCGAAGAAAGUGAUGAAGGAAUAAAUAUGUCAGUCAAACGACCCAAAAACAAACAUUAUAGGAAGAGAAUAGAUCCCAAAGAUGGUAAAGAAAUAACUGAAGAAUAUGAAACAUCAGACGAAGAAGAUGAUAUUAACUCAAACAAGUCAGGUGAGAAAAAAUCCAAAGAUAAUGUAGCAGAUGUAGUUCCUGAAAAUAGCACGAGAGAAAUAAGUGAGUUGGAUGACAAUGAAAACUUAAAUAGCGUAGAAGGGGCAGAACUAUAUGGUGUCGAUAAUGAAAAAAUUAUACCAGCAGCAGAUAGUAUGGGAGAAGAUUCAUCAUCAGUUGAAUCAAGUUAUGAAGAACCAGAACAAAGUUAUAUCAAUGAUUCGAAUAACAGUCAUAAAAAGAAUAAUGAGCAAUAUAAUUCAGAUGAUCAAUCCAAUAAAAUAUCAAAAGGUCAUAGAAAACAAAAGUAUCCAAAGAAUGGACAAGAAAUAUCAGAUGAAUAUGAUAUAGUUGAAAAACAGGAUGAUGAGUCAGACGAAAAAAACGAUGGCAACAAAAAACCCAAUAAACAAAUGAGACAGCAUGUAAAACCUAGAGACCUUAAGGAUGGCCAAGAUGUAUCAGAAGAAUAUGAUCCAGUGUCAAAUAAAAUCAUUGAUACACCUACCGGAGAAUCUGAUGGAGAAUUAACUGACCAUGAAAUAGAAACGCCAGAAUAUGAAGAUGUCGCCGAAAAUGAGGAAACUCCAAAAAACAACGAAUCUCCAGAUCACUAUCAAUCGAAGGAACACGAUGAGAUUGAUGAAAAUGAACCUGAAAGAAGGUCCAAUGAAGAACUAAACGAAUCUAAUGAUAUUGAUCAACAAAAUGAUAGAGGAAAUCAACCUAAUAAAAAAAUGAGACGACGUAGAAAACGUAAAGAUCCUAAGGACGGCCAAGAAGUAUCAGAAGAAUAUGAUCCAGUGUCAAAUAAAAUCAUUGAUACACCUAACGGAGAAUCUGAUGGAGAAUUAACUGACCAUGAAAUAGAAACGCCAGAGUAUGAAGAUGUCGCUGAAAAUGAGGAAACUCCAGAAAACGACGAAACUCCAGAUCACUAUCAAUCGAAGGAACACGAUGGGAUUGAUGAAAAUGAACCUGAAAGAAGGUCCAAUGAAGAACUAAACGAAUCUAAUGAUAUUGAUCAACAAAAUGAUAGAGGAAAUCAACCUAAUAAAAAAAUGAGACGACGUAGAAAACGUAAAGAUCCUAAGGACGGCCAAGAAGUAUCAGAAGAAUAUGAUCCAGUGUCAAAUAAAAUCAUUGAUACACCUAACGGAGAAUCUGAUGGAGAAUUAACUGACCAUGAAAUAGAAACGCCAGAAUAUGAAGAUGUCGCCGAAAAUGAGGAAACUCCAGAAAACAACGAAUCUCCAGAUCACUAUCAAUCGAAGGAACACGAUGAGAUUGAUGAAAAUGAACCUGAAAGAAGGUCCAAUGAAGAACUAAACGAAUCUAAUGAUAUUGAUCAACAAAAUGAUAGAGGAAAUCAACCUAAUAAAAAAAUGAGACGACGUAGAAAACGUAAAGAUCCUAAGGACGGCCAAGAAGUAUCAGAAGAAUAUGAUCCAGUGUCAAAUAAAAUCAUUGAUACACCUAACGGAGAAUCUGAUGGAGAAUUAACUGACCAUGAAAUAGAAACGCCAGAAUAUGAAGAUGUCGCCGAAAAUGAGGAAACUCCAGAAAACAACGAAUCUCCAGAUCACUAUCAAUCGAAGGAACACGAUGAGAUUGAUGAAAAUGAACCUGAAAGAAGGUCCAAUGAAGAACUAAACGAAUCUAAUGGUAUUGAUCAACAAAAUGAUGGAAGGAAUCAACCUAAUAGAAAAAUGAGACGCCAUAGAAAACGAAAAGAUCAUAAGGACGGCCAAGAAGUAUCAGAAGAAUAUGAUCCAGUGUCAAAUAAAAUCAUUGAUACACCUAACGGAGAAUCUGAUGGAGAAUUAACUGACCAUGAAAUAGAAACGCCAGAGUAUGAAGAUGUCGCUGAAAAUGAGGAAACUCCAGAAAACGACGAAACUCCAGAUCACUAUCAAUCGAAGGAACACGAUGAGAUUGAUGAAAAUGAACCUGAAAGAAGGUCCAAUGAAGAACUAAACGAAUCUAAUGGUAUUGAUCAACAAAAUGAUGGAAGGAAUCAACCUAAUAGAAAAAUGAGACGCCAUAGAAAACGAAAAGAUCAUAAGGACGGCCAAGAAGUAUCAGAAGAAUAUGAUCCAGUGUCAAAUAAAAUCAUUGAUACACCUAACGGAGAAUCUGAUGCAGAAUUAACUGACCAUGAAAUUGAAACGCCAGAAUAUGAAGAUGUCGCUGAAAAUGAGGAAACUCCAGAAAACGACGAAACUCCAGAUCACUAUCAAUCGAAGGAACACGAUGAGAUUGAUGAAAAUGAACCUGAAAGAAGGUCCAAUGAAGAACUAAACGAAUCUAAUGGUAUUGAUCAACAAAAUGAUGGAAAGAAUCAACCUAAUAGAAAAAUGAGACGCCAUAGAAAACGAAAAGAUCCUAAGGACGGCCAAGAAGUAUCAGAAGAAUAUGAUCCAGUGUCAAAUAAAAUCAUUGAUACACCUAACGGAGAAUCUGAUGGAGAAUUAACUGACCAUGAAAUAGAAACGCCAGAAUAUGAAGAUGUCGCCGAAAAUGAGGAAACUCCAGAAAACAACGAAUCUCCAGAUCACUAUCAAUCGAAGGAACACGAUGAGAUUGAUGAAAAUGAACCUGAAAGAAGGUCCAAUGAAGAACUAAACGAAUCUAAUGAUAUUGAUCAACAAAAUAAUAGAGGAAAUCAACCUAAUAAAAAAAUGAGACGACGUAGAAAACGUAAAGAUCCUAAGGACGGCCAAGAAGUAUCAGAAGAAUAUGAUCCAGUGUCAAAUAAAAUCAUUGAUACACCUAACGGAGAAUCUGAUGGAGAAUUAACUGACCAUGAAAUAGAAACGCCAGAGUAUGAAGAUGUCGCUGAAAAUGAGGAAACUCCAGAAAACGACGAAACUCCAGAUCACUAUCAAUCGAAGGAACACGAUGAGAUUGAUGAAAAUGAACCAGAAAGAAGGUCCAAUGAAGAACUAAACGAAUCUAAUGAUAUUGAUCAACAAAAUGAUAGAGGAAAUCAACCUAAUAAAAAAAUGAGACGACGUAGAAAACAUAAAGAUCCUAAGGACGGCCAAGAAGUAUCAGAAGAAUAUGAUCCAGUGUCAAAUAAAAUCAUUGAUACACCUAACGGAGAAUCUGAUGGAGAAUUAACUGACCAUGAAAUAGAAACGCCAGAGUAUGAAGAUGUCGCUGAAAAUGAGGAAACUCCAGAAAACGACGAAACUCCAGAUCACUAUCAAUCGAAGGAACACGAUGAGAUUGAUGAAAAUGAACCUGAAAGAAGGUCCAAUGAAGAACUAAACGAAUCUAAUGAUAUUGAUCAACAAAAUGAUGGAAGGAAUCAACCUAAUAGAAAAAUGAGACGCCAUAGAAAACGAAAAGAUCCUAAGUAUGAUCAUGAACUAUCGGAAGAAUAUGAUACAAUUGAAGUACAGGAAGAUGAGCCACCAUUAUUAGGUGAAAACUCUAAUACACUUCCUGGUGAACCUGAAUAUAAAACUGAAGAUGAAUUAGAUACACCAGAAAAUGAUGAAAUUCCAGAAUACAAUCAAUCAAACAAAUAUGCGAAAAUUUCAGAAUUAGAACCAGACUUCAAGUCCAAUGAAGGAAAAAAUAAUCCAAAAGAAAUUGCGGAACAAAAUAAUUUAGGCAAUUAUCCUAAUAAAAAAAUUAGACACCAUAGAAAACGUAAAGAUCCUUUACACAGUCUUGAAAUAUCUGAAGAAUACGAUACAAUUGAAGAGGAAGAUGGUGAGAUUAACAAAUUAAAAACUCCAAACAUUGUCUCAUAUGAUCAAUUUGAUAAAAACCCAAUAUCUAGUCCCAACAAUGAGAAUAAUGCCAAUGAUGAAAACAAUUUAGUUAAUCCACUUAAACAUAAACCAAAACGUUUCAGAAACCGAAUAAAUCCAGAGUACGAUCAUGAAAUAUCUGAAGAAUUUGAUUCUUUUGAAGAAUACGAUGAAGACGCUAAACUUAAGAAACAUCCUUUUAGGCGUGAAAUUAUUGAUAAAAAUCGAGAUUUCAAUAAUAAUGUUAUUCCUAACAUUGACAAUGAUGUUUCAGAAAAUGCAUUAAAUACAGGGUAUGAUGAACCUACUGUUGUACCGCAAACAAUUUUCGAAGAAAAUAAAGAAGAAGAUCCUGAGUUAUCUGAAUACUCUGAAAAUUCAGAUCUAACACCAGAAGCUUCAUCUCCAAAUGAUGUUGAUGAAACUAUAGAUGUUACAAAACCACGGCCACGUAAAGUCAGACGCCAUAAGAAAUCAAGACAACCCAAAACUGUUAAUGAAAUAUAUAACGAACCAGAGGUAGUUAAUAAUGUUCAAGAAGAACUACCGGGAACUGGAAACGGUGAAACAACUGAUAUAGACGAUGAAAUAGAGCAACCGCAAUUAUCUGAAUACUCUGAAAAUUCCGAUCUAACACCAGAAGCUUCAUCUCCAAAUGAUGUUGAUGAAACUAUAGAUGUUACAAAACCACGGCCACGUAAAGUCAGACGUCAUAAGAAAUCAAGACAACCCAAAACUGUUAAUGAAAUAUAUAACGAACCAGAAGUAGUUAAUAAUGUUCAAGAAGAACUACCGGGAACUGGAAAUGGUGAAACAACUGAUAUAGACGAUGAAAUAGAGCAACCGGAAUUAUCUGAAUACUCUGAAAAUUCAGAUCUAACACCAGAAGCUUCAUCUCCAAAUGAUGUUGAUGAAACUAUAGAUGUUACAAAACCACGGCCACGUAAAGUCAGACGCCAUAAGAAAUCAAGACAACCCAAAACUGUUAAUGAAAUAUAUAACGAACCAGAAGUAGUUAAUAAUGUUCAAGAAGAACUACCGGGAACUGGAAACGGUGAAACAACUGAUAUAGACGAUGAAAUAGAGCAACCGCAAUUAUCUGAAUACUCUGAAAAUUCCGAUCUAACACCAGAAGCUUCAUCUCCAAAUGAUGUUGAUGAAACUAUAGAUGUUACAAAACCACGGCCACGUAAAGUCAGACGUCAUAAGAAAUCAAGACAACCCAAAACUGUUAAUGAAAUAUAUAACGAACCAGAAGUAGUUAAUAAUGUUCAAGAAGAACUACCGGGAACUGGAAAUGGUGAAACAACUGAUAUAGACGAUGAAAUAGAGCAACCGGAAUUAUCUGAAUACUCUGAAAAUUCAGAUCUAACACCAGAAGCUUCAUCUCCAAAUGAUGUUGAUGAAACUAUAGAUGUUACAAAACCACGGCCACGUAAAGUCAGACGCCAUAAGAAAUCAAGACAACCCAAAACUGUUAAUGAAAUAUAUAACGAACCAGAAGUAGUUAAUAAUGUUCAAGAAGAACUACCGGGAACUGGAAACGGUGAAACAACUGAUAUAGACGAUGAAAUAGAGCAACCGGAAUUAUCUGAAUACUCUGAAAAUUCAGAUCUAACACCAGAAGCUUCAUCUCCAAAUGAUGUUAAUGAAACUAUAGAUGUUACAAAACCACGGCAACGCAAAGUCAGACGCCAUAAGAAAUCAAGACAACCCAAAACUGUUAAUGAAAAUUAUAACGAAACAGAAGAUCCCAAACGUAUUCCAACACAAAAUAACGAACACGUAAAUUAUGAGGAGAAUCCUGGAGAAAAUGAAAAAACGGCUAAUUUAAAUGAUACUGAUGGUACAAUGAAUUCCAAACAACCUAGGAGAAAAAAACAUGUUAGGAGAAAGAAAAUUCCUACGACAGCGACAGUAGAUGAGAUUACUCCAAAUAGUUUAGAUAAAGAAAAUAGAGGGAUUCAAAAUGAUAACAAAUCAGUCGAAAACCCUGAGAUACAACCAAAUGAUACUGGAAGAAACCCCCCAAAAAAAAGACGUUUAAGACGCAUUAGAACAUACAUGGUAAACAAAGAUACAAAUGAAAGAAUACCAAUUAAUGAUCAAACAUAUUCCACUACAGAUGGGUUACCGGAUACUCCAAAGAAUAAAUUAGAAGCAACUGAAAUAGAGGAUUCCGAUGAUCCAGAUUCAAAUGAAGACAAUGAUGACUAUUCUUCAUUUUUGUUUAAGGAGUACAAUUCGGAUCAAUGCAAACGCGAUGCAUACGAUAGAUUUAAGAAAGUCACAUCACAAGAUGCCAAACAAAUUGCUUACCGAAGCGUUUUAGAUACAAGUGAGAUGCGAAGUAAUAUGUUAGCAACAAUAAAAAACGCUAUAGCUAAUGUAAAAGUCUCCAAGACACUCAAUGAUGUUGAUCAAAGUUUAAGGACCGUCAGUUACUCUCUGAAAACUGGUUUGAAACAAACUGUGAGUGACUUGGUUACCAAAGUGAUUCCGUUAGCUAAAGAUUUUCUGAAAACGGCUGAUAACCUUAAGGAAUUGUACAAGAAUGGUCCUCAGUCCACACAUAAAAUGUUAUGCAACAUUUUAGAAAACGAGUCAACCGUUCCAGAUUCAGCUAAAGAUGUAUUAAAACUAAUUUCUCCAAAAUUUGACGUAGAUAAAUUAAUAAAUAAUAUCUUUGAAAAACCUUUCAAUACAAAAUCAUUGAAAGAGAAAAAGGUCAAAGCUCAAAGAAAACUUAUUAGUCUAUCAAAACACAUGGACACAGCAAUAAGCAAUAUCGACUGCUUUGUUCUGUCUGCCAUGUCAGCUGUAGGCAUCGGAGCAGACACGUUAAAACUGCUGAAAUCUGGUAGAGUUAUUAUGAGUGAUAAACAUCCCAGGUCAAAGGCACUGAGAGAUGCCGUGGGAAUAAUUAAAUCGGGUAAGAAAAUCCGAAAUAAUGACGUAGGCUUUACACCAACGUUGACACCUUCUGAUGGCUUCAAUGAAAGUGACGAAGAUGAUGAUGAUGAGGAUCCAGACCAAGUGGCUCAGAAAAACGAAGAAUUUUUAAAAACAGUACCUGACCUAGAUGAUAAUAUACCUAUACCAAAAAAAGUACCGAACAAGCGACAGUCGUUGGGUGUAAUUGUUGUGCAUCCGGACAAACAGAUCGAGUACAAAGAAGUGACUGACACUUCACAACUGAAAAAAUUCGUUGGAGACCAGACGAAAAAAUACAAAUUGCAAUCUAAAAAUAAACAUCUUAAAUUUUUAAAACUGAACAGUAAAAAAUUAGUUGACUCUAUGGUUGCGGAUGUUAAGAAAAAGGCUGAGAGAAAUGGAAUGAGCAAAAAAGAAAUGGUAGAAGAAAUAAUUAAGAAUUUGAAAAGUAGUUGAACGUAUUUAAAAUUAAAAAUUUUUACGAAUGUUUUUUUUUAUUGUUAUUUAUAAAA